Molecule: messenger RNA, 4192 nt
Organism: Equus caballus (horse)
Lineage: Eukaryota; Metazoa; Chordata; Mammalia; Perissodactyla; Equidae
Source: RefSeq, a predicted model, not a curated record
CGUCCGCCGUCACGUGCCGGCGCCGCGGCGCGGGGCGCGGCGGGGGCGGCUCUGCCAGGCGCCGGGCCGGAAGGGAGGCGCCGCGGUGCCAUUCUUAAAGGGGCCAGCGGGAAGGAGAGAGGCUGCCGACGGCCGGAAGGAAAAUGAGUGAGUCUUUGGUGGUUUGUGAUGUCGCUGAAGAUCUAGUGGAAAAGCUGAGAAAGUUUCGUUUUCGCAAAGAAACGAACAAUGCUGCCAUUAUAAUGAAGAUUGAUAAGGAUAAACGCCUGGUGGUACUGGAUGAAGAGCUUGAGGGCAUUUCACCAGAUGAACUUAAAGAUGAACUACCUGAACGACAGCCUCGAACCUUCAUUGUGUAUAGUUAUAAAUAUCAACAUGAUGAUGGAAGAGUUUCAUAUCCUCUGUGCUUUAUUUUCUCCAGUCCUGUUGGAUGUAAGCCUGAACAACAGAUGAUGUACGCUGGGAGUAAGAAUAAGCUAGUGCAAACAGCUGAACUAACCAAGGUAUUUGAGAUAAGAAAUACCGAAGACCUAACUGAAGAAUGGUUACGUGAGAAACUUGGAUUUUUCCACUAAUGUGAACUUCUGUGUUUCUGAAGUAUUUAUGUAUUAACCUGACUGUACUGGAACCAGACAUAAAUACUUAUUUAUGCCUAAAAAUGCACUGUUACUUACAGUUUAUUUCCUGCAGUAAAGAAAAAUUCUCCGUUUGUUCAAAGUUUGAACAAAGAGGAAAUCAUCUUCAUAGUAAUGAAACUUUGUAAAGUGUUUCCUUAUAUUUGUAUUUGUUAGGUGGACUGCUUCUCUCCAGGGACUUUUGCACUCUUGUGACUAAUUUCUAUAACUUACGGUUCAGAAUUUGUUACUAUUUACAGACACCAUUGGAAAGUGGGUGUUAGAUUGUGAUAGACAAGUUGCCUCCUUUUGACAAAUAUUGGAUAUUAGCAGUUUAUAUAUGAAAAUAGCAUAUUCUCACUUGUCAAAUCUUUGAAAUUAAUUUGGGUAAAAGACUUGAGUGACCCAAUUUUGAGCCAGGAAUAAUAAUUUACUGUAGUGUAACCUGCAUUACAACCACGUCUCUCAUCAAUUCCUUGCCUUCUUUGGUUUCCUGUAUCUUUUUGAUCAACUCCAGAAACUGUUCAUCAGUUGUUCGUUCUUAAGGUCUGGGAGUUAGAUUUUAUAAUAAAGUUAUGAUUAUUAGGUUUUCUUCUUAUGGAAAGUAGCAUCUUAGUCUUAGAAAUGGAUGGGUUGUAACUGAUCAAGGGCUUCAUUCCUGGUGUGUCAUCUCUAGAUAGUUUUGAAUCUAGGUUAAUAACACUUUAUUUAUAAAGCACCUCUUAAUGUUGUCCUGUGAACACUAAUUAUUUUAAAUGUGUUAAUACUGUGCCUUUGAUUUGUUAGCUUUAAAGUUAGUUUAAGACUACACUGCCAGUAUUCCAGAUUUGGUGACAUUAACACUUUUGUAAAGGGUCCAAAUAAAACCAUUUUCUAAUGUGUAUAUCUGAAAUUUGUAAUAAAACCAGCUUCAUAUUUUUAAGAUUCCAACUAUCUGCUUGCAUUGGUGAAUAUAUGGCAGUCGAGAGUUAUAAUUUUGGGUAUGUUUGUGAUUAGUUUUGUACUGUAGGAAAAAUUACUUAUCUUAAAACCUUGGCCAUAGCUAAUAACAUUAACACAAUAGAAAUGGCAUCUUAUAUCCUAAAUUUCAGAAGAUAUUCUAAACUGGAUACCUGUCUUAUUACAUGAUGGCAUCCUUGGCAUAAAGCAAGGAGUCUACUAUAUAGUGUACUUUAAAGCAUAUAACUAACUGUUUAACAUUAGUUUGACAAAAUGUCUUGAGACUUUAAAGACUAACCAGAUUUGGUGAGUGAAUUCUUAUAUUAAGAAUAUCUUAGUCAUUUCAAAACAAGCAAAGGCAUCUUUUAUCUUGGCAUUCAUAUGUUCUUUGCAUUUUUUUGAGAUUUUUGUGCCAACUUUAAAGAAAAGGUAAAAAUGGUUGGAAUUUUUGUGGCAUUGAAUAGAGCAUCUUCUGUUCUCAACACUGUUUGGCUUCACUAAUCUAGAAAACAGGAAGGAAUAGGAAGUUAGUUGGAGAUGCGUAAGUGCUAGAGUGGGUAUUUGUUUUGGUUAGUGAAUGGGAAGGAUCCUUUAUUCUAAUUUCCAGAGAGAGAAAAUGCUUCACCCAGGAAGUUGAAGAAUUAAACAGCUAUUUUGAUAGUGAAGAAUGACACACGUUCUGCAGAAAUGCAGAUGUGAUCUAAAUGAAUGGAGAGUUUUUUUAAUGUUUUUGAAUGAAGGAAAUGAGAUUUUGUUUUACCUGGUUCGCAGCAAUAAGAGAAACUAGUGCUGCGAGAAUGUGUUUUUUAAAGAGGUUCCUUCCUUCUUUUGUCUUACUCAUUUUAUGUUCUUUUUUUUAAUCUGAAAGUCCUCCAUAAUGUCAGAUAAUAUUGACCUCCAUAUACGAAACUCUUAGUUUCCCUGUUCUCUAACGGGCACAGGGCUGUGAUACACCAUGCUUUUUUGAGCUUGUCUUCGCCUUCUCAGUAACGUCUGUUUUGCAAGACAAUAGAUUGAGGUUAAGGGAUCAGAACGUUUUUUACUCCCUCUGUCCUGUAGGGAGAUGUACAAACCCCAUGCUCUAGAUGGCUCUCGGACUUUUAUAUAAAAUUACCUUCUAAUGAAAUUGUGCAUUUGGUGAGACAGGUACAUUUCCUAUUUGAUCUCUGUUUCUGCCUUCUCUCAGAUGAUAACUCCAGAUUUCAUGAUUCCAAUUUUUACCUUCCAUAUCUUUCUGGUACAACCAUUCCUAUUCAGCCUUAAAUCUUAAUCUUUCCUUUUUGGCAGCAGCUUUUUUCCUGGGAACCUCCUUCGUGAUCUAAGUCAGCAUUAGUUUUGAAAUUGUUGGUCUUGCAUAAGUUUUCUAUAGCAUCUAAUGUUCUCAAAAUAGAACCAACUAGUAAUCACAGCAUGUUUUUAGUACCAUUUUGGUGGCAACGUAAAUAAGAUGAGGAAAACUGUGCUCAGGUCACUGUGCUGGAAUUCCAAAAUCUCAGAGUUUUUAAUAGUAUUCACUUUGUUCUGGUGUUGAAGCAGUUAUGUGAAGAAAAAAGUUGGUUGAAUGACUGUUUUUGUUGAAUUGACUUCUGAAAUCAAUGUUCAAAUUGUCUAUUUCUAAAAAGUUUACUAAAUGCCUAGUGCAGUUGAACAUGCUCUUGUUUAAGAGGGUGUUGCUAAAUUUUUUAUUGUCAUUAGUAAAUAAUUUUUGUAGCAAAAUAUUUGUCAGUACUUUUCUCUCCCUUUUUAUCUCCUAUUUUCAGGAGUCAAACAUAGCCAUAAAUUGUAUCCUGGUGUGACAGUUUAACCUAAAAAUUUCCAGUUAGAGGAGUUUAUUGCCAAAUUAAAUUUGGCUGUCAUUAUUCUCCACCCAUAUAGAUAGUAAGGAAGGCAUACUUAAAAAGAUGUUUGGACUACUUUCAAACCUGAGCAGUGUCAUUAAUCCAUAAUGUGGACUAGUGAUGAAUAGAUAUUUUCAGAAGAGUUUAAAUGCUGAUAUUUGGUGGAAGUAGAGAGUAACUCGUAUUCUAUCAAUUCAAAUGUUCUCAGUAUGAUUGCUUUCCCUAUUUGUUUACUAUGCUGAUAAUACUGGAAUCUACGGAAUUUGAGCCUUUACAACUUAUGUGAAGAAGUGUCUCAAACAUUUCUGGACAAAUCUUAUUUUGUAUUUCUGAAAGAAUGUAAAUCCUCAAGGCCACUUUAACACCAUGGUCCCAAGUUGAAUAGUCUUGAGAUAUUUGUUUUCUGUUAUGCCAUUUGACAUUUCAAAUCAGUGAUCAUGUUCUUGUAAUGUUUAAAACAACUACAUUAAGGUUGUGAUGGAAACUGUGUUUUCUUGCUUUUUGGAAUAUAGUGCAUUCAUACAUAUUGCUUGAAUGUUGUUGGAGAUCACUAACAUGUCAGGGCAGUUCCCACUGAUUUAGAUGGUCCAAUAUAAGCUCAUUCAGGAGGCUUGAAACAUUAAUGAUCUGGUCUCAUGAAUUUUAACAGUUCCCUGUCAUCAUUUAACAAAAUCAACAACUGGCACAGCUUCUUAAGCUGUGGUUUCAGUCUGCUGUAUUCAUAUUGCAUGUUUAUUUUGGACAGUCUUCUGUUAAGCAUGGUGCUUGUACUGGUUUAAAUAAAAUGUUAACAUGAAAGGA